AUGGAGCCCAAUAAUGUGAAGGAAGCUCUUGAAGAUCCAUCAUGGGUCAAGGCCAUGCAAGAGGAACUCGCUCAAUUCGACAAAAAUGAGGUUUGGACAUUAGUACCUCAUCCGGAUGAUGUGAAAACAUUUUAUUACAAUCAAACUUUAGAUCAUUUCAACUAUAAUCCUCAAAGCUACCAAAUAUUUCAGCAAAGAUAUCUCAUCAAUUUCAAAUAUUGGGGUGGGGCUAAUUCUAAUGCUCCAAUAUUUGCCUUGUUAGGUGCUGAAGAACCAAUUGAUAGUUCUCCCCCAGUCAUUGGAUUUUUAACAGAUAAUGCUGCUUCCUUUAGUGCUUUAAUAUUAUACAUAGAGCAUCGAUAUUAUGGAAAAUCUGUGCCAUUUGGUUCUAGAAAAGAAGCAAUGAAAAAUGCAAGUACUAUUGGAUAUUUCAAUUCAGCUCAAGCACUAGCAGAUUAUGCACAAGUCAUCAUACAUGUAAAAAAGACACUACACGCCAAAAAUUCACCCGUCAUCGUAAUUGGAGGAUCAUACGGUGGAAUGCUUGCCACAUGGUUUAGGCUCAAAUAUCCACACUUAGCCAUUGGUGCCUUGGCUUCAUCGGCUCCAAUUCUCUAUUUUGAUCAUAUUACACCACAGGAUGCCUACCACUCAAUUGUGUCAAGGAAUUUUCAAGAAGCUAGUAAGACAUGCUAUGAAACUAUAAGAAAGUCUUGGGCUGAAAUUAAAAGAGUAGCUUCUCAAUCAAAUGGUCUUUCCAUUCUUAGUCAGAAAUUCAACACUUGCGAACCAUUAAAGCAAAUUGGUGGCUUAGUAUACUAUUUGGAACUAAUGUAUAUAUCUGCGGCACAAUACGAUCGUCCACCAAAUUAUCCAGUUAAUGUGAUUUGUGGCGGUAUUGAUGGAGCGUCUUCUAAAAGUUCAGAUAUUCUCAGCAAGAUAUAUGCAGGUGUUGUGGCUUUGACGAAAAACAACACAUGCAAAGUUUAUGGCCCAUUUCAUGGAUCUGAGACCAGUGAUGGUUGGAGGUGGCAGACAUGUAGUGAAAUGGUGAUACCCAUCAGCAUAGGAAACAAUUCCUUAUUAGAACCUUCCCCUUUUAAUUAUGAGAGCUUUGCGAGGGAUUGCAAGAAAAAAUUUGGUGUUGCCCCUCGACCCCAUUGGGUCACUACUUAUUAUGGAGGCCAUGAUAUCAAGUUAGUUCUUAAAAAUUUUGGCAGCAACAUCAUUUUCUCAAAUGGGUUAAGAGACCCUUAUAGUAGUGGCGGGGUUCUUAACAACAUAUCAGAUAGUCUUAUUGCUGUCCACACAGUUAAUGGAUCUCAUUGCUUGGAUAUGUUGGGUGCAAAAAAAACUGAUCCAAACUGGUUGGUGGAACAACGGAAGACAGAGAUUAAGAUUAUGAAAGGGUGGAUCACUCAAUACUAUGCUGAUCUUAAAUAA
Molecule: messenger RNA, 1443 nt
Organism: Arachis stenosperma
Lineage: Eukaryota; Viridiplantae; Streptophyta; Magnoliopsida; Fabales; Fabaceae
Exons: 10
Coding region: 1-1443 (480 amino acids)
Biological process (GO): proteolysis
Molecular function (GO): serine-type exopeptidase activity; dipeptidyl-peptidase activity
Source: RefSeq, a predicted model, not a curated record